Messenger RNA from Acanthocheilonema viteae, 579 nucleotides. Lineage: Eukaryota; Metazoa; Nematoda; Chromadorea; Rhabditida; Onchocercidae. The record is from the annotation of a GenBank genome assembly.
AUGGAUUCAUUCACCUAUCUGAUUCGACCUUCAAUAGAGGCUGUAGAUGCAGCAAACAAAGAUGUAAAAAAUGAUGAUAAUGAGGAAAAAUGUGAGGAAAAAUCAUUGAAAGACGUGAUUUAUGGACAAUCUGAAGAACUGGUCACAACUGAUAUUCGGAAUCAACCGGAGAGUUUAACAACACCUCAAAGUAUUAUUCAAAUGAUUAGCAGACAAUUGGAACAUGCACAAGAGCUUUUGAAUGAAAGUGAAGCAACAAAUGCGAGAUUGGUAGAGCAAACGAAACUUUUGAAGGAAGAGAUUCGUAGAAUGGAACGUGAUAAGGAGCGUGAAAAUCAUUUGUCUAAUACUGAGUAUUUGAAGAAUGUUAUCAUGAAGUUCAUUGCACCGGAAAAAGUCACCGAUGAACGUGGUCAUUUGAUACCUGUUUUGACAACAAUGCUGAAACUAACCAAUGAGGAAGUGAAUUUGCUCAGUCAGCGAAUGUUACGACGAAUAAUACGACAGCAUCUACUUGGAGAAAUUAUAUUUGGUCUGGUUUAUCUUAGUAGUUUAUUUUCAUCUCCUUAUUGGCUAUAG